Macadamia integrifolia is the source of this 904-nucleotide messenger RNA. RefSeq lists its product as uncharacterized. NCBI's taxonomy places the organism in Eukaryota, Viridiplantae, Streptophyta, Magnoliopsida, Proteales, Proteaceae. The record is from RefSeq and is a predicted model, not a curated record. The transcript is spliced from 2 exons. Bases 77 to 904 code for a protein of 275 amino acids.
GCCUUGGUGAAAAUCAGUGUUUUCAAUUUGGAUUUUAAAUUCAUGUUCUUUUUUUUUUUGGUAAAAUAGUGAGAAAAUGUCAACUUCAAAACAAGCAGUUAAUGAGACUGCAAAAUGGAGCCAAGCAAAUGUAGACACCCUUAUUGUUCUGAUGGUAGAGGAAGUUAAGAAAGGAAAUAGGACUACUUCGACUUUUAAUAAAGCUGGUUGGAACAACAUUGCCAAUAACUUCAAAGAAAAAACUGGGGUCAACUAUGCCAUUGUACAGUUGAAGAACAAAGUGAACAAACUGAGGCAGGAUUAUAGUCAGUUUAAGAAGCUAUUGGAGACAACUGGUUUUGGUUGGGAUACUGCUUCAAGAACUUGUACUGUUGAUGAUGAAUCCAUCUGGGAAUCGCAUAUUAAGGAUAACCCUACUUGGGCACGAUUUAAGAAGCACGGACUACCACAAUGGCCAGAACUAUGUAUGGUAUUUGGUGAUACAUAUGCAGAUGGCAAAGGAAGUGGGACUCAAACAACCGUGUUGGAAACUAUGGGGGCCGAUGAUUCUAGGAAUAUGAUUGAGUCUUGUGAUGAGUCAAGUUCCGCUGAUGAAGUUACUCCAUUAGGUGACACUCAAACUGAAGCAGUGGAAAAUAGGCCAGCUACUAAGCAUAGGCAUGAUAGGACUCCAAAUGCGAAAAGGAGGAGGAGCAAUUCUAAUGAUUGGUCAAUGGCAUGCAAGGCAAUUCAAGAUAUGAGUAAAUCAAGGGUAGAACGAGAUGCAAGCAUGUCCAUUGCUUUAACCCAAAAUGCGGAACAGAUGUACGGGAUUACUAGGGCCAUGGAGGUGCUUGAGUCAGGAUAUGAGUUAGAUGAAGCACUAUACGAGAAAGCACUUUGGAAGUUAAUGGUUGACCCGUAA